AUGCAGCUGAAUGUCGGUACUGAUGGGGCGUCGAAAAAGUGUGCAGCGGGAAUAUUAAAUCAUUGUGUUGAUAUCGAUCAAUUAGUCUUGAAAAGAGAGAAAUGCGUAGCUGGUUUCAGUGAUAUAUGUUUACAGUCGGCGCAGCGGCCUUCGGAAGUAGCGCAGAUCUUCCGGAAGAAUCAUACUGGCCCAAUCUUUGAUCCGGGCGGGGAAGAUCGGGAUAACGCUAGUUCGAGCUGCAACUGUGGACUGGGAGUGCAACGCGACACGGGACGGCUUCGUUGGUGUCCGGGAAGCAGGUGGAGUCGUUUGUUAUUCGUGAUUCCUGCCGCUUUGCUGCCAUUGCUGGGCUUGUUUGUACUCUUAUCUAGUUUGGGUGCGGUGGGGGCGGGCGACAGUUUACUAACCAGGAGAGGAUCAGGCGCUCCCAUGCAACGCCGAGAUAGCUGCACCGCGGUUCGAUACGGUCUUCCUGAACACUUGGAGGCGGAGGAACGAGAAGUAUUAAGUGAUCUACGAACUUCAUUUAUACCGCCGGAGUCAGUUGUCCCGCCGAAUUGUGUGGUCGGCAGGUCAAUUAGAUCGAAAAGGCUAUCUUGCACCGAAGGAAAAUGCGAUUUAUCUUCGCGUCGCACAAGGUUUAUUGGAAAUCUAUCCACUGAUAUCACAAUUUGGGCUAAUACUUCAUACGGUGAUAAUCCGAUAUUAAAAUUGCAUAAAGUCAGUAACUUUACAUUGGAAAAUGAUGAACCUUUAGCAUCUGAUGGAAAUCCUAAAUAUAAUACUGAACACAAACUGGAAAAAAGAGAUGAUUAUGCACAAGAUAUUGAAAGUUCCGGAGAUGUUGAAUUUGACGUGCACUCGCCAAACAAAUCAGGUGUUGCUGAAAUUCAGUUACCUUGGAAAAUCACAUCUCUUGGAAAGGAUGCUCGGCCUAUAACUGACGAUGAUUUUAAACAAAGUCAACAAUUUGAACUAGAGAAUGCUGAGCUACUCGAAUCUCCACCAGCACUUGCUCCACAUGCAGUUUGGCGUGGACAAGGUUCUCCAGAAUAUAUAAGAAGCGCUCAAGCCGAAGCCAUGAAACGAUACAUGGAUCCCACCGCUGAUCCAUGCAUAGAUUUUUAUCAACAUGCAUGUGGAAACUGGGAGCGCUAUAAUCCUAUACCGCCUGACAAAGCGGGAUAUGAUACAUUUGAGAUGCUUCGCGAAAGCCUUGACCAAGUUCUUAGAGAACUUCUAGUUGAAGUGCCCAAAACGACUACUAAAUUUACAAAUUACGAUUCAGUAAAAAGCUCUGACAGUAACCCUGAUAUGCAAGUACGCCAUUUACGCCACGUACGACGUAAUUAUCAACAAAAUCCAUUUCAAAAGCAUAGACAUCACAAACAUCAUCAACGAAAACCAAACAUAACUAAAGAAAGAAAAGAAGGAAAUGAUGAAGAUUCGGAUAUAUACAAUGAUUCCAAGCUAGAAAGCAAAGAUAGAUCAAUAAUUGAUUUACUACGCAGAUUUCGGGGACAAGAUUUCAAACGAGGUACUCGAUCAGAUCACAAAAGUCGAGGAGGAUUAUUCAAUUUACGUCAAGUUUUAUUGAUUAGACGAAUACGUUCGAUGCUGGGUGCAAGAAAGCAACACAAGCGCCAGAACUUAAAAAGGAAUGAAGAUAAAUCAUUUUUAACUGAAACCGAGUCUGAAUUCAUCAGCUCUGAGAAGAUUAAAGUUUUGAAUAAAGAAUAUAAUGUUGAGAGUGUUCAAACCAAUACUGAAAGGAAUAAUCAUAAAAAAAAAACGGCUGAAGAUUAUAACAAUUUAGGCCGUGGGGAUGACGAAUACGAAGAUCCUGCUGGUUAUAUUACAACUAGUAAGCCUGGAACAAAUGUUAAUACUACUAAAAAUUCUGUAACAUCAAAUUCUAUAAAACAUUACAAUAUUGAUUGCGAUGAACAUGAUGCUGUAUACAAAGCACGAGCCUUGUACGAAUCAUGUAUGAAUUACGCAGUUUUGAAGCGUCGUGGAAAUAGUCCACUUCUAGAUCUGUUAGAUAAAUUAGGUGGAUGGCCGGCUAUAAAUCCUAACUGGAAUGAAAAAGGAUUUGAUUGGUUGCAAUUAACAGCACAAUUAAGAAUGUAUAAUAAUGAUAUUCUUAUUGCUGAAUGGGUUGGGCCAGAUAUAAAAAACAGUGACGAAUAUGUGAUACAGUUUGAUCAAACAAGUUUAGGUCUUCCUACUAGAGAUUAUUAUCUGGAAUCCAUUAACAUACCAUAUCUGAAUGCAUAUAGAGAAUACAUGCUGACUAUUACGACAUUGCUUGGUGCUAAUCCAGCGAAUGUGUCUUGCAUUGUAGAAGAAAUCCUAGAUUUUGAGACCAAACUUGCACAAAUAACUACCGCACCGGAAGAUAGACGCAACGUUUCUGUUCUUUACCAGCGUCUGUCCAUUGGCAGGUUGAAACAAUUAGUUCCACAAAUUGACUGGAUUAGGUAUCUGAACAUUGUACUAGAACGACCUAUAAACCCCAACGAAACUGUGGUGAUGUUUGCUUUAGGUUAUAUGCAGGAUCUGGUACGGCUACUCGCAAGAUCUGAUGCGCGUACUGUUUCUAAUUACUUGAUGUGGCGGUUUGUGCGACAUCGUGUCAAUAAUUUGGAUGAUCGUUUCCAACCAGCAAAACAGAAAUUUUACUAUGUUCUUUUCGGUCGUGAACAAUCACCGCCACGAUGGAAAAAUUGCGUUUCGCAGGUGAACACCAACAUGGGAAUGGCUCUGGGAUCUUUAUUUGUUAGAAAAUAUUUUGAUUAUACUAGCAAGAAUGAUACUACAGUAAUGACGUCAGAGAUUCAACAAAGUUUUAGAGAAUUGUUAUACAAAACCGAUUGGAUUGAUAAUCAAACAAAGCGCUUGGCUGCUGAAAAAGUGAACGCUAUUAUUUUGAGAAUUGGCUAUCCUGACUAUGUAUUAGAACCUGAAACUCUCAACGAUAAAUACAAGGAUGUUAAUAUCGAUAAAGGAAAAUAUUUUGAAAACACACUAGAAAUUUUAACACACCUCACACGGGCAGAACAAUCUCGACUUGGUCAACUCGUAAACAAGACAGUGUGGCACACAGCUCCAGCAGUUGUUAAUGCCUACUAUAGUCGAAAUAAAAAUCAAAUAAUGUUUCCAGCUGGAAUUUUACAGCCUCCAUUUUAUCAUCGAUAUUUUCCACGGUCUCUUAAUUACGGUGGCAUAGGUGUCGUCAUCGGCCACGAACUAACUCACGGUUUUGAUGACAAGGGAAGGCUGUUUGAUAAAGAAGGAAAUUUACACAAAUGGUGGAGUGAAAAAUCAAUAGAUGCUUUCCACGAAAGAGCGCAAUGUUUAAUCGAUCAAUAUAGUAAUUACACUGUUCCAGAAGUCGAUUUGCAAAUAGACGGUUUUAAUACUCAGGGAGAAAAUAUAGCUGAUAAUGGAGGUAUUAAGCAAGCUUUUAGAGCAUACAGGCGUUGGCUUAAACUGCAUGGAAAUUCAAAUGAGACUCUUCCUGGUAUUAACGCGACGAAUACACAAUUAUUCUUUCUAAACUUUGCACAGGUUUGGUGUGGUGCCAUGCGACCUGAAGCCAUGAGGAAUAAGCAGACAGCCGUCCAUAGUCCAGGAAAAUUCCGUGUUAUAGGAACUCUAUCAAAUUCUGAAGACUUCGCACGAGAAUAUAAUUGUCCACGUGGAUCGCCGAUGAAUCCUAUAAAAAAGUGCAGCGUUUGGUGA
Messenger RNA from Ctenocephalides felis (cat flea), 3747 nucleotides. Its product is annotated as neprilysin-4-like. Gene Ontology annotation, biological process: protein processing. Gene Ontology annotation, molecular function: metalloendopeptidase activity. Gene Ontology annotation, cellular component: plasma membrane. NCBI's taxonomy places the organism in Eukaryota, Metazoa, Arthropoda, Insecta, Siphonaptera, Pulicidae. The record is from RefSeq and is a predicted model, not a curated record.